AUGGCUAUGCGAUUUCCCUUCCGAGCUCGAUUGGCCAGCUCCUGCGCCGUCGCCCGUCCUCGGAUCGUUCGCCGAGGUCUUGCUUCGCUGCCAAAUGCCGACGUCGCGGCCGACUCCAAGAGCGCUGCCAUUGUGAACGAGCAUGCGCCUUAUAUGGUCGCUACAUAUGCUCGACCCCCGCCGGUGUUUGUCAAGGGAAAGGGUUCAUGGCUCUGGGAUGCUGAGGAUCGCAAGUUUCUUGAUUUCACUGCCGGUAUCGCCGUCAAUGGUCUGGGCCACUGCGAUCCUGAGUUUACUCGUAUCAUGACUGAGCAGGCCGAGACCCUCGUUCACGCUUCUAACCUCUACUACAACCCAUGGACCGGCGCCCUGUCUAAGCUCCUCAUCGAAAAGACUCUCGAGUCUGGCGCUAUGCACAACGCCUCCUCAGUAUUCGUCUGCAACUCCGGAUCUGAAGCCAACGAAGCCGCUAUCAAGUUCGCCCGCAAGGCCGGCAAGAUCGUCGACCCCUCCGGCGAAAAGGUCGAGAUUGUAUCCUUCAACAACGGUUUCCACGGCCGAACCAUGGGCAGCUUGUCCGCGACCCCGAACCCCAAGUACCAGAAGCCUUUCUCGCCCAUGGUCCCUGGCUUCAAGACUGGUGAUUACAACGACGUUGCAGGAAUCAAUGUGCUGGUCACUGAGAAGACGUGCGGUGUGAUCGUCGAGCCUAUUCAGGGUGAGGGUGGUGUUACUCCUGCGUCCGAGGAGUUCCUUGUUGCACUCGCUAAGCGAUGCCAUGAGGUUGGUGCUGUUCUGAUCUACGAUGAGAUUCAGUCCGGUCUCGGACGAACAGGUACAUUCUGGGCUCACGGAAACCUGCCCAAGGAGGCUCACCCCGAUAUUCUCACCACAGCCAAGGCUCUCGGAAACGGCUUCCCCAUCGGCGCUGUCCUCGUCACACAGGAUGUCGCUGAUAAGAUGAAGGUCGGCGACCACGGUACCACUUUCGGUGGAAACCCUCUUGCCUGUCGUCUGGCACACUACAUUGUCGGUCGUCUUGCCGAUAAGCAACUCCAGGCCGACGUUGUCGCCAAGUCAGAAAUCUUCAAGCAGCGCUUCGCCAAGCUACAAAGCCAAUACCCCGACCUUGUCCAGGAGGUCCGUGGUCGAGGUUUGAUUCUCGGUCUGCAACUAUCUCAGGAUCCUACACCUAUUAUCAAGGCUGCUCGUGAGCGUGGUCUGCUUAUCAUCACUGCUGGUGUUAACACAUUGCGAUUUGUGCCCAGCUUGACUGUGACCGAGGCCGAAAUCAAUCAAGGACUGGAUAUUUUGGAGACUGCCAUCGCUUCUACUCGAUAA
Messenger RNA from Fusarium coffeatum, 1341 nucleotides. RefSeq lists its product as uncharacterized. The transcript is spliced from 2 exons. Gene Ontology annotation, cellular component: mitochondrial matrix. The coding region runs from base 1 to 1341 and encodes 446 amino acids. The record is from RefSeq and is a predicted model, not a curated record. Gene Ontology annotation, molecular function: pyridoxal phosphate binding; transaminase activity; identical protein binding. Gene Ontology annotation, biological process: arginine metabolic process. NCBI's taxonomy places the organism in Eukaryota, Fungi, Ascomycota, Sordariomycetes, Hypocreales, Nectriaceae.